Molecule: messenger RNA, 1959 nt
Organism: Ciona intestinalis (vase tunicate)
Lineage: Eukaryota; Metazoa; Chordata; Ascidiacea; Phlebobranchia; Cionidae
Source: RefSeq, a predicted model, not a curated record
GCACGUUUGCAUACAGAAUCUCAGGCUUGCUGUAUUACCUGCGUUAAACAUACGAUGGUAAAUACCAUUGUGAAUUCGACCAAGUGUUGGAGCUUCAGUAAAAACAACGGGAGGAAAAGAGAAUUGGUCGAUUGCCCUUUGGGCGUGGGGGGUUGCACGGCUAGUUGGCAAGAAUUGAAUGGAAAACUAAAAGAAUUCACUUAUCAAGGUUGUUUAAGGAGGCAUAAUAGCUACAACUGUUCAAGCGACCACUGUAGAACCAUCCGCUCCGCCCGUCUCAGUCCGAGUGAUUAUAAAGAAAACGCUAAAUACGCGUCACCAACUGAUGACGUCACAUUAAAGAUUUGUUGUUGCACAAAAGAUGGCUGUAACAACUUUGUGACGUCGCGGGAUACCCCAUUGAGUCGGAAAAUGAGGUUUAUGACGUCACAAACUGAAAUGACGUCACAGACUGAAGUUACGUCUUUUAUGUCAACGAGAACUACGGCAUUCGAAACAUCGUACCCGAUAUGGAUGAAUGCUGUCACUUAUUGCGUCAUAAUCACGUCAUUGUUCGCCAUCUGCUCCUACUUGUUACGUAAAGUUUUGACGUCACAGAUGUUCCAAGACAAACUAUGUCAUCAUAUUCGGCAAAAUAUCACCCGUGACGAAGUAAAAGAAGAUGCAACGCCGUUAGCUAAGUCUGUGACGUUAGAUUCCAAUUUAUCGGAAGACAAAGUUGUAUGUGACGUUACAGUGGACUUUAAAGACGUCAUUGGCAUGGGAAAAUUUGGUAUUGUGUACAAAGCCAAAGGGAAAAACCAGGAUUGCGCUUUGGAUCUUUGUUUUAAAGUUGCCCUCGAUACAUCCGAUAGCAGACGUUGCCAUGACAACGAGGUAAACAUUCACGAAUUGUUGCGCAUGCGCUGUGACGAUCGCAUUGUGACGUAUUAUGGAACGCGAAUCGUCGGUGGAAAGAAUGGAAUCAUUCUACAAUAUUCUACAAAGGGCAAUUUACGAAACUUUCUUGAUCAAAACACAAUUGGAUUAAAGAAGUGCAUCAAUAUGCUCUGUGACGUCACAAGCGCUGUUGCAUUCAUGCAUGAGAUCAAUUAUGACGGAGACAAGCCCCGUAUAGCUCAUAGAGAUAUCUGCAGUUCAAACUUCCUGGUCAACCAAGAUCUUACGUUGGUUCUUACCGACUUCGGUGUUUCUAUGGUGAUCGAUGACGUCACUGAUGACGUAACGGGAAACAUGUACGCCCAGCAUCUUACUGCUGAAGGAACCCCUUACUACGUAGCCCCUGAAGUGCUUGACCUGUCAAUCAAUCUACGUCAUCAUGGUGAAGCUCUAACGCAAGCUGACGUAUAUUCUACGUCACUCGUACUAUGGGAGAUUGUGACGCAAUGCGACGGUUUUUACGUGAAACCACCGCCACACUCGUUACCUUACCGACAUGACGUCACUACCAUACAUGACCUCAUUAAUCACGUGGUGGUGAGAAAAAAACGACCAGAUUUUCGGUUUGAUUUGAAAAGUUCGGGGUCACGUGGUACGCGUGACGUCAUCACGAACACAAUUAUCGAAUGUUGGGAUAGUGACGAAGAAUGCCGAUUGUCUGCGUCAUGUGCACGUGAUCGGAUUGAUUUUGCUUGGAAAGACGCUUGGUGACGUAGCCAAGAAUGACGCGACCAGCAAUGACGUAGUAAUCUCGAUUGAAGACGAAACCGCAGGGUUGAUAGAAACCAUCGUGUAAAACUAUAGAACGAUUUUUGUUUUAGAAAAUAGACAGUGACUUGGUUCAUCAUCAGUGUAAAAGAGGUUACUAUCCACCAAGUUACUGUCCAGACCAUGAGUUUAGUAUCGAAAUAGUAAAAUGUUCCAUAUUUGUUGUCUUACACUUGUGUAUUUAUAUCCCGUUGUGUACUAAGCUAAAUUUUCGUUUUAAAUUUGUCCCCAAAUAAAAUCCUCGAACACGAA